GAGUUCAAGAAACAAAGUUGCUGGAUGCUUCACAGCAAGCAAUCAUUCCAGUCACAUCCGCACGUGGCACUCUUAUAUAUCGAGAAUCAGAGAUUUUUGGGUCAACCACGUGCAUCGACCGAUGUCUUUCGAAAUCACCGAUGUCCUCAGAACAUGGAAUACGCUGAAUCCCCAAGAACGAAAUCAACUUCACAGACUUUCCGCAGAAAUGACCUUCCACCCACUCCUAAUAAAGGAUGAAUCAACGAUGCGCAAGCUGCUAGCUCCAGCCCUCGCCGCCGGGUCAAUUUCCGACAAAGACUAUGCCUUUGCUGCAGCGCGUCUUGGUUCAUUGUCCAACUUUUAUUAUUUCAAUUAUCAUCAUGUAGGCCCGGCCAUAACCGCAGUAGUUGUCUGCGAAACCGGCUCACUGGUUUUGCGAAAGCGUCCAUCAGCCUUUAUACGCGGUUUCUUCCUUUUUCCUAUCGCAUUUGCUGCUGCAACACUAUCGACUCAGUCAGCAAUAGCUCGACGAAUAGAUUCACUUUGGGAGGGCCUAGACAACCCUCUAGGUGUUGGCAAGGUCAUCCACGCUCGCAUACGAAAGAAUGAGCAAGGGGUUUAUUCGGAACCCUCGUCCUCUGAAGGGCUGAAUCCCGAUUUCGUUUCUGACACCGUCGAAUCAUCCUUUGAUGGUGAACCGUCCAAACCUCUAUCAUCGCCAGAACCCGCUUCUCCCUCUUCUCCUUCUCCACCUACACAAUCAAAUGCGUCCAAUCCUAACUCCCGAUGGGAUGAGAUACGUGCUGCUUCCAAAGGCCAAAGUGCUGUUUCUACUUGGGACGAAAUCCGUCAGCAGAAUGCGCGCGCGCAGAUUCCUGGCACCCACGAUAACCAAGAUCGCUCUAGUUCAUAGACUAUGAUCAUCUUAUGAGAAGGAAACCAUGAACAUAAGAAUACAAUUUAACAAGACGCAUAAGAUACAUGUAAAAU
Molecule: messenger RNA, 972 nt
Organism: Lentinula edodes (shiitake mushroom)
Lineage: Eukaryota; Fungi; Basidiomycota; Agaricomycetes; Agaricales; Omphalotaceae
Exons: 3
Coding region: 122-895 (257 amino acids)
Source: RefSeq, a predicted model, not a curated record